This is a messenger RNA of Eurytemora carolleeae, 2293 nucleotides long. RefSeq lists its product as uncharacterized. Lineage: Eukaryota; Metazoa; Arthropoda; Copepoda; Calanoida; Temoridae. Bases 79 to 1980 code for a protein of 633 amino acids. The record is from RefSeq and is a predicted model, not a curated record. The transcript is spliced from 2 exons. Gene Ontology annotation, molecular function: catalytic activity.
GACUCAUUCCCUACCUUCCUAUAAACGGUUUCUAGACCGAGUUCUAGCAGAAGAUGGUAUGAAGGACGGAUAAAGAGAAUGGAGGAAACAGGAGGGACAAAUACUACAAUUACAAGGGAACAGUUCCUUGCUGUGCUGCAUUCAAAUGACAGUGUUUUCUGCUGUUUACCAUGUUGUAAACAAACAAACAAGAUAUUACCGACCAGAAAUAAUGAAACAAACUCUGAGUUUUUUGAAUUUACACCGAGUAGAAAAAUUCGAAUUAUUAACAGAUAUCCACGCCAAGAUUAUCUAGACAACUGGCGUACUGAGUCCCAAGCUGAUACUAAAACUCUUGAAGAGACUCUCUCUGACGAUGAAGAUUAUUGGUUUGAGAAUGCUGCCCCAACAAGACUUCCAGUUAUUCAGCCCCCACCACUGCAACAACAAAACCGUAUCAUCAACAAGUUUGAGCCUAGAACACAACCCAGCAUUAGUUCUAAAUCUUUAGAAGAAGAUGUAAUAUCUCCAGGUCGGAUGCCAAGGAAGAAUUUCAAAACAGAAUGUGUUGAGGAUACAGAUGAUUAUGAAGAUGAAUCUCAGGUUUCAACGUCUUUGAGCAAUGAAAAUGAAACUCCUGAAAAUCAAAAGAAGAAAGACACAGUUAUGUCAGCAGUGAUGAAAAGCAGUGCCGGUACAAUCCUAGACAUCACAGCUGAAUCAACAGUCAAAAUCAAAAGAUCAUCAAGCCUAAAUAAAACUUCAGAAUCUCCAAAAUCAAGAAAAUCUCUUUCACCAGUCUCCAGAAAAUCGAUUUCUCCUGUUUCUCGAAGAUCAAGUUCUCCAUCACUAAGAAGAUCUCUCUCCCCUGGAACUAGGAAAUCAGGUUCCCCAGGCACAAGACGGUCAAAAUCUCCAAAUGAGGGUUCAGAUGAGGGAAGCAGAGAGCCAAGUCCAGAAGUUCCUGACAGGGUAGUGUGUGCAGUUCCAGAUCCUGUAGAAUCAAACUCAGAUAGGGAUACAUUCUCCAAUAUUGUGGUGACAGGAAGUAACCUUGGUGGAGUUGCAAACCAAGGUUUCACAUCAGAUGAGGAAGAUGGGCCUGACACAGGAGUUCAAGUUGAUGCAGUUCAUCAACAUGUCCGAAUAUCUAACCAAAAUGGAACAAAGCAUGAAACCUCAAGUUCAAUAACUUUCCCAACUCCUGAGCCUUUAAGAUUUUCUGAACAUAAUAAUCUUCUGCCAAUCCUAUUCUUCCUGCAUGGUGUUGGCGGUUCAGCAGAUAUUUGGAAUUCACAAAUGCAAUAUUUUGUUUCUAGAGGUUAUCAAGUCAUAGCUCCAGACAUGCUGGGCCAUGGAUUUUCAAGCUGUCCUGACAAACUUAGAGCUUACACCUUUACAAAGCUUUUUAAGGAUAUAAUCUCCAUCUUUGAUACAUAUGUACCGGACAACAGGUCCUGUGUUGUCAUUGGUCAUUCCUAUGGUUGCUCUUUUGGUGCUGCUCUAGCAAGAACAAGACCUGAAAAGGUGAUUUCACUGAUCCUCAUAGCAAGUGGAGGACCAACCCCACUUGCUCCACCACCAAACCUCUCAAGGUACCCAAAGUGGAUAAUGAACUUUCUCAGACUUGCCCUAGAAUGCAAGUUUAGGAGCCAGCAACAUAAAUACAACCCUCGUGGCAAAUCUAUCAAGUUUAAAGAGGCAUUUGAUGUUCCAUCUUAUGUGUUCAAGUAUGUUAUGCUUGGUCAGAUUUGGCCUGAAGGAGAUGCAGGGUUUCAUCGACGGAUAGGAGUACCAACCCUCCUGGUUUACGGGAUGAGGGACACCCUGGUAUCCUUGGUGGAGGAGUGUGAGAUGGAGAGAACUAUACCUAAGUCGUAUCUGGAGCUAAUACCAAACGCUGGACACUGUGUAAUGCUGGACACCCCUGAUCAGCUGAAUACUAUGAUGUUCAAGUUCAUUAAGAAAUGGACUUCAGACAUCCAGACCACAACCAUCUAACCACGCCUCACACAUUUUAAUGAAUUUUUACAGUACCACUGUUUAAAAUGGCAGAAAUAACAUGCAUUUUUUUGUAUAGAUACAAAUUCACAAGUAACUAUUAACAAAUAUGUAAUGCAGAAAACCUGGGUAACAGUAUUUUUUAUAAAUUUUUAUAUCAUUAGUUAUCAAUUUAUGGGAGAAGUAAACCGUCCAAAGAAAUAGAAAAUUAUUUCUUUACAACAAGCUCUGUGAUAAAUUUACAUAAUUUCAAUUACUUUAACUAUUUAUGAAACCCUUAAAAUGUACUUAUCAAAAUAAAGAAGAAAAAGUA